This is a messenger RNA of Glycine soja, 537 nucleotides long. Its product is annotated as ankyrin repeat-containing protein At5g02620-like. The record is from RefSeq and is a predicted model, not a curated record. The coding region runs from base 1 to 537 and encodes 178 amino acids. Lineage: Eukaryota; Viridiplantae; Streptophyta; Magnoliopsida; Fabales; Fabaceae. The transcript is spliced from 2 exons.
AUGGCUGGACUCCUCUUCAUCUCCUGGCAAAUAAGCCCUCUGUUUUCAGGAGUGGUAGCCUCUUGGGACGAUUUGAAGCAAUUUUUUAUUACGACACCUAGAGAUAUCCUCAGCGAAACUCACAAGGACCUCGUUAGGAGUGGUGGAGAAUGGCUGAAAAAAACUGCUGGAUCCUGCUCCUUGGUAGCAGCACUGAUAGCCACUGUAGCCUUUUCCACAUCCACCACCAUCCCCGGCAACUUCAAAGAUGACACAGGUGCCCCAACCCUUGAAGACAGGCCAGAAUUCAAAGCCUUUGCCAUUGCAUCUCUCAUUGCUCGUUGCUGUUCUGUCACCUCACUGGUGCUGUUCCUCUCAAUACUCACAUCUCGGUAUCAAGAGCAUGAUUUCGAUAGCAGUCUUCCCAGGAAGCUGAUCCUUGGGUUGACAUCGUUGUUCAUGUCCAUUAUCUCCACGAUGGUUUGUUUCUGUGCUGGCCAUUUCUUUGUGCUAAAGGACAAACUCAAAUCUGUUGCAUUUCCUGUGUAUAUGCCGUGA